This is a messenger RNA of Astyanax mexicanus (Mexican tetra), 3654 nucleotides long. RefSeq lists its product as uncharacterized. NCBI's taxonomy places the organism in Eukaryota, Metazoa, Chordata, Actinopteri, Characiformes, Acestrorhamphidae. Gene Ontology annotation, molecular function: protein binding. The record is from RefSeq and is a predicted model, not a curated record. The transcript has 17 exons. The coding region runs from base 1303 to 2832 and encodes 509 amino acids.
AACAAUCUGCAUUUUUUUCUACUUUUCUAUUAUAAAAUAAAAUACAGUGUAAUUAAUUACAAAUAUUUGCUAGUUACAAAGCAUUUUAGUAAUUCUCUCUGUCAUUAUUUAUAAAAUAAAUAAAAUAAAAUAAAAUAUUUCUGCUAUAAACAUUUCUGCUCGUCUGUCUUUAAGAUAAAGCACGAGGCCUUUUAUUUCAGACCACGCGUUUACGGCAAAGCCACGCCUCCUGUGCGACGAUUGGUCGGUAACAGUUGCUCACAGGCAGUUCGCCGUUUAACAACCAAUCACAGAGCCGUAGACGUCAUGGUAUAAGCCAAUCCCAGCGCUAGGAGGCGGGGCUUACUGGAACACAGGUGGGGCGGGGCCGGUGGACGGAAAUCAGUCUCAGUUCAUUUAUUGAAGAAUUUUAUUUAAUCAUUAAAAGUUAUAAAUACCAUCAAAUAGUAAUUUAGAACUUAAAAAACAAUAAAUACUAGAAUUAAUAUAUGCAUAAAUCUAUUGAAAUGUAUGUAUUCACUUCCAAAUAUAUAUUUCUUGUGUAUUAUAUGAUUAUAUGUAGUUUUAUUUGGAAGAAACUGUGUUGAGGUGUAAGUAAUUUUUCAGUAAGCAAACAAUGUAAAAUUAAACAAUAAAAAGACAUGUAGACAGGUAUUUCUUGCUUCUUAUAAUAUGGAUUAUAACAUUUCUCAAAUAUUCACUAUUCACAGUAUACAUGUAACUUCAACUCUUCACUACUUUACUUUAACUGAUUCUCUCAAACUAACAUUAAGAGACAAGAAAUUCAAGUAAUUAACUCUUGAUGGGUUCAGCACAGCUGUUAACUGAAAGCCUGAAUUCCAGGUGACUCUACCUCAUAAGCUGACUGAGAAAACUUUUGUUGUUUAUUGUGACAGGUCCUGAUAAGGGACAGCAGUCAUUAAGUUUCAGUUUACUCUCAGUCUCAGUGAACGCAUUACAGGUGAACACACCUAAGUGUCCGAGGUAAGCGAAAAGUCUGUUUACUGUUGCUAGGCAACAAUUGGCCUCAUCUUACAGGUGCACCACCACAGAUCUGGGAAUGAAUAUAGUCCUAUAGGCCACUGGGACGUCCGGGAACCGGCACAUUCCUGACUCCAGCAUUUAGCAUCGGGACAGAAGAGAACGGACAGGUCAGGGGGACAUUAUUAUUAUAGGUCUACAGAUGGCCCUGGCGAGUGGACACUGGGUGGAGAAGGAGACUGAAGGAUUGCCCCCCAGCCCGAGGUGAGAAACUAUCCGUAACAAAAUCCUGUAAAGAGGACACUCCUGUCACCCAUCAGCAUGACUUCACAUCCACCUUUAAAGUACAGCAUCUCACUGCAGCCAUAUUCACAGCCGCUGUUUUUUUAUAGGUCCGGUCAUGCAGUUGCAGUGGCUGGAAAUAUUGCCUUCUUACAUGGAGGAGUGUCUACCAUGAACUCUGAGGAAGCUGGGCCUUUAUAUUUAAAUGAUUUUUACAUGAUUACAGUCUCUCCUGCUCGGGUAAGCUGGGAGAGUAUGCCUCAGAACGGAGUCGUACCUGCAGCUCGAGAAGGACACACACUGUGCGUUAUCAAAGGGAAGCUCUAUUUACUGGGAGGAUCUGCUCAUCCUGAUGCUACAGAGUGUCUCCCAGGGGUGCACUGCUUUGACAUCGUAACUCUAAGAUGGGAGAAGUUGGCGACUGGAGGAGUUCCUCUGAAGACUCUGAGACACAGCUCUGCAGCUUUAGGAGAUAAUAUCUAUGUUUACGGAGGAAUUCUGUAUGGAGUUCCUACAGACGACCUCAUGAUGUUUAACACAGUAUCAAUGAUUUGGACACCAAUCAAAACAACUGGGACUUCACCAUCUGCAAGGUAUAACCACAUGUGCGCUGUAGUGAAUGAGCAGAUCUUUGUGUUUGGUGGAUGUGGAGAGGACGGGUCCUACCACAAAGAUAUUCACAUCCUAAAUACAGAGACCCUGGUGUGGCAGAAGAAUGAGGUUAAGGGAGAUUCACCAAUAUCGUGCACUGGACAGACCUUUACAGCUCACCACGACAAGGAUAUCUACCUGUUUGGGGGAACAGUUACUGGCCCUGAUGGAACCGUCUCUGCAACCAAUGAAAUCCACAAGUUAAGCAUCGCAAAGAUGAAGUGGAAGGUACCACUUUAUGUGGGGAUUCCUCCGACGGGACGCUUCAGUCAUGCAGCAUUUAUCCUGCAUAGUCAUAUAUACAUAUUUGGUGGCAAAAAUGAAGAACAGGAAUUCGGUGACUUAAAGAUAAUGAAAUUAAUAAACCCAUCAGAGAGACAGCCAGUUAUGAAGGAGAUUCUGUCUGAGUUUGGGCUUCAGGGGGUCAGCAACAGCUUUGUACCGACGAAGGUUCCCAAUGUGAAGUACGAGCUGAGCGAGACUCCGCCCCUAACGAAGAUCGAGAGAUCAGAGUCAGCGCAGCCCACAGGCCAUCGAGAUUUCACCGCAGUUCGCGAUGAGGCAAUGAGCAUGAUCCAGCGAGCUUUCAACAUUUUAGACGAGGAGUUCCGCAAACUGGACAGAGAAAAGUCUGAGCUUUCACAAGCUGCAGAAGAGCUGCAGUGCGAGAGACAGGCUCACGAUGAGCAUCACCAGAAGCAGACACAGGAACUUCAGGAAAUGCUGGAGAGGCACAGGGUUCAGAACAAGGCCUGGCUGCGAGCUCGAGCUGAAGAGAACGACAGGGAGAGGAAGGAGCUGUGUAAACUCAGGGAGGAGGUGCUUCACGAGCAGGAGAAGCUGAAAGAAGAGCAGAUCAACAUCCAAAAACGCAGUGAGCAGCUCCUGUCCAUUAUGCAGCAGUUCAAAGGCAUGUGAAGACACUGUCUCCAUGACAACCGGACGGAGGAGAUGGGCCGAGUUUUGUUUUCUGCUGCACUUCUGUGCUGCCGUUGCUGUGUGUGUGUGUGUGUGUGUUACGAGCAUGUGUGCAUCCUCCGGACCCUCUGUGUUCUUCAAUUACUGUAGACACGCAUGUGUAUAGGGGGAGUAUCUGCAUUGUAGCACUGUGUUGUAUAUCUGUAUUGUACACACAGUGAGGAGGGGGGCACCUGUAACCCCAGGGUCUUACGUAACGGGACUAAGCGAGUCUGAUCGCGUACACAUGCUUUUGUUCGUACUGGUGAGAAAACUACAGGCCCGGCACUUCAGACACGAGGCCAGAAAGGACGAGAACGAGGCCUAUUUACAGACUGUGUGUGUUUACUUCCCUUUUAAAACUCAUCUACAUGCUGAGGGUCAAAUGUGUGAAGGAGAAUGUUAAUGAAUAUUCAUUCAUUAUCAAAAAAGUAAAGAAUAGUGGUACCCAGCAGGACGAGUGGGAUUACUUUCUUAUUACAAAUGACGAUAAAUGUAACUAGAAACAAUAAAUUAUCAAAAACUUAAGACUAUAUUUUUGGCUACAUUAUUAUUAUUAUUAUUAUUAUUAUUAUUAUUAUUAUUAUUGCAUAACAUCUAUGUCUUCAAGACAAGCAGCACUAUAUGGACAAGCAUUGUCCUGCUGAAAUGGAGCACCAGGGCUACAUGUUACAGGACCUUAUUAACAUAACAUAAUGCUGUCAAAGUUCAUGUAAUGAAGAGCAAAGGACAUCUGAUAUGUGAAGUGUGAUCUUGGGUGAAUAAAGGGUUGAAUGGUUUUGA